UCCCUAGGCGCCGCCAUUUUCAGUGUCUGAAAGCUAGUGAGAGAAGAGGAGGCAAAGACCGGGGACCGGGAGCAGCGGCGCUGAGGUCACCGGAGGGCGGGAGUGACAGCUCCGGGGCAGAGCUGUGUGUCUCUGGCUACAGACUACGACCGGCCCCGUGUAGUCUGAUCCUGCAGUCGUGUGUUACUGCACCUUCUGCAUCCGUCUGUCCCCGAGUCGCCCUCUUUGCAUUGACAGGAGGCUGUGGGUCCUGCCUUGUGACAGCCGUGCACUUCCAAGAUGAACGUUACCAAGGGUGGCCUGGUGCUGUUUUCUGCCAAUUCCACUGCCGCCUGCGUAGAGCUGGCCAAGAAGAUUGGAGAACGCCUUGGGAUUGAGCUGGGAAAAGUGCUGGUGUACCAGGAAUCAAACCGAGAGACCCGCGUUCAGAUCCAGGAGUCGGUGCGAGGGAAGGACGUGUUUAUCAUACAGACGGUUUCAAAGGAUGUGAACACGACAAUCAUGGAGCUUUUAAUCAUGGUGUACGCAUGCCGGACCUCGUGCGCGAAGACCAUCAGCGGCGUCAUCCCUUACUUCCCUUACAGCAAGCAGUGCAAGAUGAGGAAGAGAGGGUCCAUUGUCUCCAAGCUCCUGGCCUCCAUGAUGUGCAAAGCCGGUCUAACUCACUUCAUUACCAUGGACCUGCAUCAGAAGGAGAUUCAGGGCUUCUUCAAUAUUCCCGUGGACAAUCUACGAGCGUCUCCGUUCCUCUUACAGUACAUCCAGGAAGAGAUUCCCGACUACAGAAAUGCAGUUAUUGUAGCCAAAUCGCCGUCCUCUGCAAAAAGAGCUCAGUCUUUUGCUGAAAGGCUACGGCUAGGAAUCGCCGUUAUCCACGGAGAAGCUCAGGAUGCGGAAUCCGACAUGGUAGACGGAAGACAUUCACCGCCGGUUGUCAAGAAUAUCUCUGCCAUUCACCCCUCCUUAGAGAUACCCUUGAUGUUCCCCAAAGAAAAGCCUCCUAUUACUGUGGUCGGUGAUGUCGGGGGAAGGAUAGCCAUCAUUGUCGACGACAUCAUUGACGACGUAGACAGUUUUGUUGCUGCAGCUGAAACGUUGAAAGAACGAGGAGCCUACAAAAUCUUUGUCAUGGCCACCCACGGGCUCUUGUCCUCAGACGCUCCUAGGUUAAUAGAGGAGUCUGCCAUUGAUGAGGUAGUUGUCACGAACACCAUCCCCCACGAAAUCCAAAAGCUGCAGUGCCCCAAAAUCAAGACGGUGGACAUCAGCAUGAUCCUGUCCGAAGCCAUCCGCCGGAUCCACAACGGAGAGUCCAUGUCGUACCUCUUCAGAAAUAUAGGCUUGGAUGAUUAAUCUUCUGCCGUUUUUGUCUAUAUAAAUAUAUAUAUAUUUUUUUUAGGAAUUAUACCAAGGGCCAAAACUGGAAUUGUACAGUGUCUCUCUGUGCCGUAUAAGUGCUUACCUUAAGAUUUCAAUACAAGCCGUUAUUUUCCAGACUGUCUACCUGUAGGUUCACCAAUCGAUGACGUCUGUUUUUUAAUGUAUUUUUUUGUGAACAAAACUCACACAGAAAAGAUGCAGAUUCCCACUUGCCUUUGUUAUGUGCACUCUAGGGGUGUCUUGAUAAGCAGCAAUACUAGAGAAUAUCUGCAUUUACCCUAAAAUAUACAUAAAAAAAACUGAUUUAAAAAGG
This is a messenger RNA of Bufo gargarizans (Asiatic toad), 1693 nucleotides long. It is a transcript of the gene PRPSAP2, whose product is annotated as phosphoribosyl pyrophosphate synthetase associated protein 2. Gene Ontology annotation, molecular function: magnesium ion binding; ribose phosphate diphosphokinase activity. Lineage: Eukaryota; Metazoa; Chordata; Amphibia; Anura; Bufonidae. Gene Ontology annotation, biological process: purine nucleotide biosynthetic process; 5-phosphoribose 1-diphosphate biosynthetic process. The coding region runs from base 280 to 1353 and encodes 357 amino acids. The transcript is spliced from 12 exons. Gene Ontology annotation, cellular component: ribose phosphate diphosphokinase complex; cytoplasm. The record is from RefSeq and is a predicted model, not a curated record.